Messenger RNA from Camellia sinensis, 696 nucleotides. The record is from RefSeq and is a predicted model, not a curated record. Lineage: Eukaryota; Viridiplantae; Streptophyta; Magnoliopsida; Ericales; Theaceae.
AUGUAUUGCGAGGAACCGGAGAAUUUAGAGGAGUACUAUAAGUGGGAUUUAGGGUUUAAUUUGGAUGAGAAGGAAUGGGAGAUUGAUGAUUUGAUUGAAGAGAAUGGGAUGAUUAAAGAGAUUUAUAAUGAGGUUGUUCCCAGUAGGGUUAAUCGAGAGACCUUUUGGUGUCGAUAUUUUUAUUGGGUUUGUAAGAUUAAGAAAGCAGAGGAGGCAAGAGCUAGGCUUGUUAAUAAGAGGUCAAUUUCGGUAGAGGAGGAGAAUGAGGAAGAAGAGGAUGAAUUUAGUUCGGAUGUUGAUGACGAUGAUUAUGAAGAGAUUGAUGGGUCUAAGUUAAUGAAUAAUUCAAAACAAAAGGCGGGUGAGAAAUAUUCUUCAGAAAAGAUUGUUGUCAAGAGUGACAAUGGGGUUAAUGAGAGAGUGCAUUUGGAUGAUGGGUCUGAAUCAAGUGGCAGCAUGUCGGAGGCAAGAUCUGAUGAAUUGGAUUCGGAAAGAAAGACAGAAAGUGGCGGAUCGUGUAAAGAUAGUGACUUUUCCGAUGUCUCAAGCCAACCAUCAUUAGUACCUGAGGAAGAAGAAGAUUUUGGGUGGGAUAAGAUCGAAGUUAUUGAUAGCAUUGAUUCUAGAAGAGGCUAUGAAGAGGAAGAUCUCAGUUGGGAUAUUGAGGAUUAUGAUGAGCUUGUUGAUCCAAGAUGA